This is a messenger RNA of Hydatigera taeniaeformis, 567 nucleotides long. The record is from the annotation of a GenBank genome assembly. Lineage: Eukaryota; Metazoa; Platyhelminthes; Cestoda; Cyclophyllidea; Taeniidae.
AUGGGGGCUUACCAGAAGCUCUGUUCCUGUCCCUCCUGUGGGAAGGAUGUCGUAAUUCGUCGAAAGAGCCCACAGGAUCUAAACAACUUUGGAGUUAGUACUCGGCCCUCAUCGAACCGGUCGCGGUGGUUUGUUUCAUGUACUGGGUUUCCUGAUUGCAAGUUCUCUAUUUGGCUGCCUGAUGGGGUAAUUGCUGCUCGCGUUGUCAUGCCAGUAAGUCAAGGAGUGACGGGACGUACCCCCACGGUGCCCUGCAUGUCAGUCGAUGGUGGCAGUUGCUUGGGUGGUGGCAGGCUUGUGGGUCUUAAAUUUCGACUUGGCACUGUGUUACCAUGUGGAUAUGUGCAGGAGGAUCCCGAAAUGGAAUACGUAACUUGUCUCUUCUGUGACGAGGAGUUUCGGAUGGCUUUUGACAUUCGAAUUGCUCCGGUUACCACUGCCUCUCCUCCUGUUCCCCGCCCGGUGCUCUCGGAACAACAACGACCGACUUCUUCUGUCACCCUUCAUCAACCCAAUCGUGGUUUUUCUACGGUUGUGCCCUCGACACAGGUUGAUGGGGUUGUAUGA